This is a messenger RNA of Brachypodium distachyon (stiff brome), 1702 nucleotides long. RefSeq lists its product as uncharacterized. NCBI's taxonomy places the organism in Eukaryota, Viridiplantae, Streptophyta, Magnoliopsida, Poales, Poaceae. The coding region runs from base 109 to 1269 and encodes 386 amino acids. Gene Ontology annotation, molecular function: protein binding. The transcript has 2 exons. The record is from RefSeq and is a predicted model, not a curated record.
UCCACUCCAAACCGCGGCAGUUCCCCAAUCCCUCGACACGGCCCCCAAAUCCCUCGACAGAAAACCCAAUCCAGUCAGGCGACCAAACGCGGGCUCGAUCCCCUCGCCAUGAGCCUGCCGCCUCCGCCGCAGCGCGGCCGCCAAUCGCCGCCGGUGCUGGUCGACGACGCCCUGGGCGAGAUCUUCCUGCGCAUCCCGCCGGACGACCCCAAGAGCCUCGUCCGCGCCGCCGCCGUCUGCACGACCUGGCGCGGCAUCCUCUCCGACGCCGCCUUCGACCGCUGCUACAGGGAGUUCCACGGCGCGCCGCCCGUGCUAGGCUUCCUCCACAACAAGCGCCACGAGAGGACGUACGGGAAAGGGAGAAACAAGCGCCGCGAAGCGUACCUGGUCUCCAACUUCGUCUCCACCGCCUCCUUCCGCCCGCCUGCGUGCCACGAGCGCCGGCACUGGCACGCUCUCGACUCCCGCCACGGCCUCGCCCUCUUCCACACUCCUAAGAGGGACGAGGACUUCGUCGUCUGCGACCUCGUCACCUACGACCGCUGGAGAAUUAACGCCAUCAGCGAGUUCCGGACCGUCAUCUCGAAUGCGAAUGACGAGGACAUAACCUGGAAUGCCGCUGUGAUCUGCGCCAAGGAACAGUGCAACCACAUCUACUGCCAUGGCGGCCCUUUCUUCGUGGCUCUCGUGGGCUCCGACGAGGAGAAGACCUUUGCCUCCUUCUACUCAUCGGUGACUCGGAAGUGGAGUGGCAUGAUCUCUAUCGACGAACCGCAUGCCAUUUUGAUGACGGGGCACAGUGCUGUUGUGGGAAACAAGGUCUAUUUCCACUGUGAGGAGACCGAGAGUGUCGUGGAGUACGACAUGGGUGAGCAAGAGCUGUGUGUGAUCGAUACGCCAUUUGAGAGCGAGCUGGUUGAUCUCGUGGGGGUUGAGGAUGGCAUGCUGCUGUUCACGACCCUGAAGAACUCUAGGCUCUACCUGUUGUCAAUGGUGGCUGGUCCUGACGGAACUAAGGAAUGGGCGCGAUGCAGGGUCGUUAACCUUGAGCCAUUGCUCCCUUCUCAUGCCCUAUUGGACGUGUCGGUGGUUGGUUUUGCGCAAGGUCUUGGUCUCAUCUUCCUGAACACAGAGGCUGGGUUGUUCACAGUUGAGCUUGCUUCAGGCCGAAGAAAGAAGGUAGAUGGAGAUACAUCUUUCACAAAAGUCAUGCCCUACAUGAGCUUCUUCACUAAAGAGUGGGGGCGGCAGCCGACCUCUGAGUAAGCUUCCAUGCAGUUGUUGGUGCGACAAGGAUGUAGGCCCUGUUUGGUUGGGUUUAAAACUGUUUUUUGACUUUUGGCUUAUAAGUCACAAAAGCACCUAAAUAGUUGCUUUUGACUUUGGCUUUUUGCUUAUACCAUCAUCUAACAGUAUCAAGUCAAAUGUCAAAAACCAAAGCCGAAAGCAUCUAAUUUGGUGCUUUCGUGGCUUAUAAGCCAAAAGUCAGAAAACAGUUUUAACCCAAACCAAACAAGCCCGUAGGGCCGUAGUCAGAUGGCGUCAGACGUACAGACGAAUUGUUUCACUUCUGCUGCCUGAACAAUUUGAAGUGAACCUUGGUGUUGGACAGUUUGGUUAGUAGAGUGGAUGGCCUUUGUAUUUGUGCCUUGUCUUUGGACUUGAGCUCGUUCGUUUGAAUAGUUAUGUCUUUAACCCC